UAAUAAACACACGUCCAAUAUUAGUGCAUGGGAAAUUGAGUUGAGUUUUGUUUGGAACAAAAUAGGACAGGGAUUUGAAAACAAUUUGUAAGUUAUUCCACUGGAUUGAUUAAACCAAAACGUAUCAAAAUUUCUCUAAACCCCGACACCGUUUCCUAGACGAGUCUUAAAUCAUCAAUAGUAAACUAUCAUAGGUCUAAAAUACUGUAUAACGUGUGUACAAAUAAUUCAGAAAUACCAAUCUAGUCGAAUCUUUUUAAAAUUUCUUUCAUAAAUGAUUAAUAUAAAAAUGACCUUUUAAUGCUUUGUUGUAGGGUUCUGUUUUAAAAACCGGAAUUUAGAUAUUUUUCGGAAGCCUCUACGGCGCAGAUUUAAAUUUCCCUUAAUUACACAUCUGAGUAAAAAUGAAAACUUACAAAAUAGAAAGAGACCUUCCUGCAGAGUUGAUUAGCUGCCUAAGCCACAGGGUAUAUAUGGAUGGGUAAUAUAAGCUAUAAUAUUUUGGUUUAAAAAAUCUAAUGUUUCUGAAUUUUCUCUUUGUCUCUAAGUAGGGGGUCAAUCAUUUUUAAGUACGCUAAAACAAAUAUGAGAAAUGUUAGACAUAGAAUGUCACUGAGAUAAAUUGCUAAUGUCAAGCGUGUGGUAGAAAUGCAAGAAAAACAGGUAAUUGUUAGCAGGUUGACAUAGGGAUUUAGAAUUAAUUGAAAAGUUUUUUUUUAAUUUUCUUUGUUGAAAUACAAUUAAGUAACAUUUGAAAAAUACACCAGACGGCGAGUGAAAGCCUUUAUUAAUGCCAUUACUAACUAUAGACAUUUGUUGUUAAAAUAAUAUCUUUGUUUUUUUCUUGACUGUUGCAACCAUUUGGGGCGAGCGGAGAAAUCACUCAAUAACCAAUUCAAUCUUUGUAAUUCUAUAAUUUUAUUUUCCAAAAAUAGUACUUAAUACUUUCCCCCAAUAUCCCCAGUGAUGAAGAAACUAUCCUAUUUACUUAGCCAAGCAAUGAAACGUUAAUCACUCUCGUCAAAUUAGCAAUUAAGGCCGACACGCCCAACAGCUCAAGUUUUUUCCUUCCUCUUAAUCUUAAUCUAAUAAAGUUUUAACUCCUACGCUUGUAAACACCUGCUACGGCUAGUGCUAUUUGAUAUCUACACGCACUUGUUUGUCUCCCAACAGUCUUCGCGACUCGACAAUCCCCUCAAGUCAAUCAUACGUUUCGAGCACACAGCCAGCUCAUCUAAUCGGGCACAUUAUAGCAGCACAAUGGUGCUGCUAUAAUGGGGAUUGUCUAGUGGAGUCAUUAAUUAUGCCAAUGGCUGAUUCUGCUCGUCUCAGUUGUCGUGGGCGAAAGGUUUCGAGAAAGUUCGGUCUUGGAGGCAAGCUACUGUCUACUGUUAAGCGAGCCAUCAAGGAAGUUUAGCACUCAUGAAUAUUCAUAAUGCUGAGAGUGUCAGCUUGGAGAAAUUGAAAGGUUGUUUCGUGCGUCAACUGGCAUAACAUGGCAUCGUUUUUGAGUAGUACGUUAGACUAAGAAAUUGUACUACGCGACCUUAAUCUAUUAGACUGGGACGUCAAACCGAGAUCUCAAGGCAAAAAUAUAGCAUCAAGCUGAGUAAACGAUAAAAACAGGACGGACGCUGAGCAUUUGUCAACUUCAUCGCGAAAUUUAUGAAGACGGUAUGGAUUCCUUGCGCUAAUUUAAUUUUUUUUCGGGACGCGCAAUGGUCUUCUACGCGAGGAUUAAACUCGCUUUGGUUUAUUAAAAUUUUGAGCUAGGAGCUAACUUGUCUUUCUGAGUGCUCCUCAACCUCGCUAGGAAACCAAAGGACUCGAAGCACUUCAUACCGAGUGAAAACUCUUAAACGGCAACAGCAAACUUUGCAAGAGUUCUGAUUGAAACAGAAAGUUCUAUUGGAGGGAAAUCCGCGUGCUCUCCUGUUUGCUGCGACGUCGUGUGCGCCAAAUAAUCAUGGAUCAGUGGUCAAACCGCACGAACGAGACACUAAUGGGUCACGAAGAGCAAGUCUUCGAGUUUAUUCCCUGGGCAUUUUUCAACUCAUUGAUUAUUGUUUGCGGAGCGUUGGGGAAUAUCCUGGUGAUCAUGGCGUAUAGAAACCCGAGGAUGAAAUCAGUUACAAACCUCUUUAUAGCGAACCUAGCAUUCGCUGACCUUAACGUUGUGCUUAUAAAUGUCCCUUUCAAUGUGCUUAAACUGAAGUUAGAGAACUGGCCGUUCGGGCUGGUCAUCUGUAAGAUUGUCACCUCGCUACUGGGUAUUACCCUUAGCGCGAGUGUUGGUUCUCUUAUUGUCAUCGCGGUGGACAGAUACCGGGCAAUAGUGCAUCCCCUUAAGCCUCGAAUGCGCACUCGACACGCAGUUUACAUACUCAUCGGGAUCUGGAUUGCGGCGAUUCUGGUGGCGACACCAAUGCUUAAGUUCUCGGAGGUGAGAGAGGGAGAAGGUUGUAUUGAACCGUGGCCUAAGAGCGACUUCCCCUGGCACCUCGCCUACUUUGCCUUUGUAUUCUUUUCGCUGUAUCUUAUUCCUCUUGGAAGUAUGAGCGUGCUGUACUUCAUGAUCUACUACAAUCUUACCAAGAACAAGCCGGUGCAAAAGAGUGCCCAGCGGUCGCGUGUUAGCGUAAUACGAAUGCUCAUAAUGGUGGUGAUUAUCUUUGCUGUGUGUUGGCUUCCCUUCCACGUGAUCUUUUUGUACAUUGAGAUUGUUGGUCCUGAGAACAUCACUGCAAAAAUCACAUACGCUGCCCUCUUCAGUCUUUGGUUAAACACUGCGAAUAGCUCAUUCAACCCUAUAAUAUACGCCGUCUUCAAUCUCAACUACCGUCGAGAAUUUGCGCGAAUCCUGACUUGCGGCGCGGUGAAUGUCGGGAAAUAUCUCGGCUGCGAUAUGUCGGUUAAUGGCCAGCGGUCUCCUUUGAGUCAAUCGACAGUCCGUAAAUCAACGUCACAGUUUCUAGCAGUGGCAAAGCACGUGCGCCGCAAGGCUCGGUCAGCGGGUGACGGCGAGGUCUCUAGCCACUUUCUGUCUUAUGUGCAUCCGAGAGAACUGAAUGGGAACUCUUACGGGGUGGUACCAGAUGAUAUAUCCGGUAACCAUGACAACGAACACACCCCAAGCGAUGCUGAGAAGGAAACAAAACCAAAAUGCUACGAGUCUGUCUGCUGACGCGAAUACAACCGGCUCAAUCUUAUCACCGCUGACACAAGCGAACGCAGUUCUAGCACUGCUGACCAAAAUGGUUAACUUUGGAGUCAGUCCUACCCAGCUGUACAGCGGGCUCUGACACUGCUGAUGCAAAUACGGUUGGCUCAUUCCUUACACUGCUGACACGAAUACGGUGGGCUCAGUAGUCACACCGCAGACACUAAUACGUCGGGCUCAGUUCUUGCUCUGCUGUUACAAAUGCGGUGGCUCAGUACUUGCACUGCUGACACGAAUACGGUGGGCUUAGUUGUCACACCGCAGACACGAAUACGGUGGGUUCUGUAGUCAUACUGCUGACACGAAUACGCUGGGCUCAGUAGUCAUACUGCUGACACGAAUACGGUGGGCUCAGUAGUCAUACUGCUGACACGAAUACGGUGGGCUCAGUAGUCACACCGCAGACACGAAUACGGUGGGCUCAGUAGUCACACUGCAGACACGAAUACGGUGGGCUCAGUAGUCACACUGCUGACACUAAUACGGUGGGCUCAGUAGUCACACUGCUGACACGAAUACGGUGGGCUCAGUAGUCACACCGCAGACACGAAUACGUCGGGCACAGUCCUUACACAGCUUACACGAAUGCGGUGGGCUCAGUUCUUGCACUGCUGACACGAAUAAGUCGGGCUCAGUCAUUACACUGCUGACAGAAAUGCGGUGGGCUUAGUUCUAGCAAUAGGCAAUAAGUCUAGCAAUAAGUCAGGCUCAAAAUUUUGACUGCUGACAUGAAUAAAGUGGGCUCAACUCCAACAGAUUCACAGAGCGCUCAGUCUAAUUACUACUGACAAACGAUAUAUGGCACGUGCUGUCCACGUGCUGUAGACAAAUAAUGCAGGGUCAUUCUAGACUGCCAUAACAAAAACAUAAAAACAAAAAUCAGACCCAGAUCCGUGAACCACUAAUACAGCAGGCUCUAUCUUAUAACUGCCCGAGACAAAUAUUGUGGGCUCAGUCCAGACAAUGCCUGCAAGAAAUAGUAACCAAGUACCAACAACCGCUGGUCAGAUAUACUCUCUUUAAGCACCACUGAUAUGAUAUAUUCUAAGUGCUGUUAGAAGCACCAAGAUGACAUUCACAAUGCAGGGCAUCGAUGGUGCUUGGUGAAAACGUAAAUUUAAAAUUCGACAUGAUGAUUAUGAUCAUGAUCAUUGUAUUGAUGGCGGUGAUAACCUAUGUUAUGGUUAUGACAUUCAGGAUGAUGAUAACGUAUGGAAAUUGAAUAGAAAAUAUGGAAUGGUAAUGACAUCAUAAUUAUGACAUUGAUGACAAUAUUGAUGGUGGUUGAUAAUGGCGAUGUAUCUGUUGAUGCUGAUGAUGCGUGUAUCCAUCCUAUAUACCUAUAUUGGGUGGCAUGUGCAUUCCAAUAGAUAGUUCUAUAUACAGAGUUCUCAAAACAAAAUGGAACCUCAAUCGAGAUUUCUCCUUCUUGUGUUAAUGAAGCUUUCCUGAGUGUGAGCUCGGGAAAGCUUCCUGAGCGAAUCCGGAGAAAAUUUGUGUGUGAACCCGGAAAGACUCGUGUGUGCAAUCAAAUAUGCUCUUGUGAAAGGAGAGGACUCCUCUUUCCGAUAACCGCAGAUGGUGUCAUAGGGAUAAAGGCAUUUGCUCUAUAGCUGACAAAUGGCAAAUGCCCCUCAAACCCUAGAUAAGCUGGGUAAAAGAAACCAAGCCAUAAUCCCUUGAACGUUAUAGCGUUCUGGCAAAUAAACUUUAUAGUUUAAUUCAAACUGACCAACUUCCUGCAGUUAGUAAAUAACAGAGUAGAUGGAAAAUAACCGAGGCAAGGAAAGAUUACAAAAUAUUUUUCAUAAAUGUCCCAGCCUCUCCAUUUGCGGUGCGAGUGUUAAUCACUUCGCGCAUGCUCAGUCACGGCGUUAGAUGGCGCGAAAUAAUCUUGCAGGCGCAAGCAAGAUUUUAUUCCCGCCAUUUUGUUGCUUGUCCUGAACGCAAAUCUUUUAAUGCAUUCAAAUCAAUAUAUUAUGCAUUUGUGUAGAUAGAUAUCAGAAAUUAAAAGAUAUGUAGAUUAUUUUAGAAAUAUGUGCAGAGAAAUACAUAGAAAAGAAGAUACAUAAUAAAGAAAUAUUUAUUAUAAGCAUUGAGGAACAUAUAGAACACUGUAAAUAUGCAUUAAAUUAUCAUUGGACAAA
Nematostella vectensis (starlet sea anemone) is the source of this 5367-nucleotide messenger RNA. RefSeq names its product QRFP-like peptide receptor. The transcript has 4 exons. Lineage: Eukaryota; Metazoa; Cnidaria; Anthozoa; Actiniaria; Edwardsiidae. The coding region runs from base 1967 to 3184 and encodes 405 amino acids. Gene Ontology annotation, biological process: neuropeptide signaling pathway. Gene Ontology annotation, cellular component: membrane. Gene Ontology annotation, molecular function: neuropeptide Y receptor activity. The record is from RefSeq and is a predicted model, not a curated record.